This is a messenger RNA of Xiphias gladius (swordfish), 4436 nucleotides long. It is a transcript of the gene kifap3a, whose product is annotated as kinesin-associated protein 3a. Lineage: Eukaryota; Metazoa; Chordata; Actinopteri; Istiophoriformes; Xiphiidae. Gene Ontology annotation, molecular function: kinesin binding. Gene Ontology annotation, cellular component: kinesin II complex; ciliary transition zone; axoneme. Gene Ontology annotation, biological process: microtubule-based movement; cilium organization. The record is from RefSeq and is a predicted model, not a curated record. The coding region runs from base 86 to 2452 and encodes 788 amino acids. The transcript has 20 exons.
AGGUGAUAACUAACAUCCGCCCCGAACUGUCUCCGCUCCCCGGCAUCUGCGGAAAAUCCGAUGUGGUUUUUCUCUCUUGUCUAAAAUGGAGAGUUUGCACGCAGGAGAUCCGCGGUAUCCGAAAAGGAGAGUGAAGGGCUGUACUCUGGAUGUCCACCCGACUGAGAAAGCCCUUGUCGUUCAGUACGAGGUGGAGGCAACUAUCCUGGGAGAGCUGGGGGAUCCUGUGGUUGGAGAACGCAAAGAGUGUCAGAAAAUUAUUCGCCUGAAAAGCUUGAACGCCAACACAGACACGUCCUCUCUGGCUCGGAAGGUGGUGGAGGAAUGUCGGCUGAUUCACCCAUCUAAACUCCGAGAGGUGGAGCAGCUGCUCUUCUAUCUGCAAAACCGCAAACACUCAAAUGAUAUCCAAGAGAAGAAACGCAUCUCACCUCGAGACUUCACACCUUACGCUGGAGUGGAGCUGGACGAGGAGGCGAGCAUCAACAGCAUCGACGAGUAUGUGGAGCUGCUGUAUGAGGGCAUCCAGGAGAAGAUCAGAGGAGCCACACUCAUCUUCCAGCUGGCCCAUAACCCAGACAACCUGGAGGAACUCAUACAAAACGAGACGGCCCUCGGAGCCCUGGCGCGAGUCCUGAGGGAGGACUGGAAGCAGAGUGUGGACCUGGCAACAACCAUCAUCUACAUCUUCUUCUGCUUUUCCGGUUUCUCCCAGUUCCACGGCCUGGUCACACAUUUCAAGAUUGGGGCCCUGUGUAUGAACAUCAUCGAGCAUGAGCUGAAGAGGUGUGACCUCUGGCAAGAGGAGCUGCAGAAGAAGAGGAAGGCCUAUGAAGAAUUCUCUGACAACCAGAAUCUGAAGAAAGAACAUGAGAAGUCUUUAAGAAAGUACCAGAGCCUUCUGUUCAAGCAGGAGCAGCUUCUCAGAGUUGCUCUGUGUCUGCUACUGAACCUGGCUGAAGACACCCGCACAGAGCUGAAGAUGAGGAACAAAAACAUCGUCCACAUGCUGGUGAAGAUCCUGGACCGGGAGGACGAGGAGCUGCUGCUGGUGGUGGUCUCCUUCCUCAAGAAGCUCUCCAUCUUCCUGGAGAACAAGAAUGACAUGGCAGAGACCUUCGCUGUUGAGAAGUUGGCCCGGCUGGUUUCCUGCGAGCACGAGGAGCUCCUGAGCACCACCUUACGCCUCCUGCUCAACCUCUCCUUCGACACGUCGCUGCGCAGCCAGAUGGUCCAGGCCAGACUCAUUCCCAAACUCUCCUCACUUCUCGCUGAUGAGGGCCAGAGACAGCUCAGCAUGUGCAUUCUGUACCACAUCAGCAUGGACGACAGAUUCAAGUCCAUGUUUGCAGACACAGACUGCAUAACGCAGCUGAUGAAGAUGGUGUUUGACUGUGGGGAGGAGAAGAUGGAUGUCGAGCUCAUCUCACUCUGCAUCAACCUGGCUGCUAACAAGAGCAAUGCUAAGGUCAUCUGUGAAGGUAACGGUCUGAAGAUGCUGAUGAAGCGUGCUGUGAAACUGAAAGAUGUUCUGGUGAUGAAGAUGAUCAGGAACCUUUCUCAGCACAAUGGACCCACUAAGAGCCUCUUCCUGGAUUAUGUGGGAGACCUGGCAGGUCAGAUCAGUGAGGACGAGGCUGAGGAGUUUGUAAUAGAGUGUCUGGGCACGCUGGCCAAUCUGACCAUCCCUGACCUGGACUGGGCGCUGGUGCUCAAGGAGUACAACCUGGUGCCCUACCUAAAAGACAGACUCAAACCAGGUUCUGCUGAGGAUGACCUCAUUCUGGAGGUGGUGAUCAUGAUCGGCACUGUGUCCAUGGAUGACUCGUGUGCAGCCCUGCUGGCCAAGUCUGGCAUCAUUCCUGCUCUCAUUGAGCUGCUCAACGCCGAACAGGAGGACGAUGAGUUUGUGUGUCAGAUUGUCUACGUCUUCUACCAGAUGGUUUUCCACAAAGCCACGAGAGACGUCAUCAUCAAAGACACACAGGCCCCCGCUUACCUCAUCGACCUCAUGCACGAUAACAACGCAGAGAUCCGCAAAGUCUGCGACAACACGCUGGACAUCAUCGCUGAAUAUGACGAGGAGUGGGGCAAGAAGAUCCAGAGUGAGAAGUUCCGAUGGUACAACGGUCAGUGGUUGGAGAUGGUGGAGAACCGUCAGAUGGACGAGGCAGGAGAACCCUUCCUGUACGGGGAGGAUGGAGAAUCCUUCAUAGGGAAUGGAGACAUCCUGGAGAGACCUGACCUGUUCUACAGUGCAGAUGGGCUCAUCGGAGCAGACGGUGCCAUCAGUCCUGAGUUCUACACCGACUUGCAGAACGGAGAGCUGGGACAGACUGGAUACCUGAGCAGCGUGUCGGACCAGUUUGUCCCAGCAGAUCGACCCGUCAGCGCCUACGGCUUCCGUCCAGAUGACCAGUUCUUCUACAACUACACCACUGCCUCCCGGUAAACCUGGAACCUCUUACACACCGUCUCACACAUAAAUACUGUACAGUCACUGCUCAGACUGCAGCCGCGUCGCUGAUAUCCUCUGUGUGCUACUAAAGCUUGGUCGAGAUUGUGAAGGAAUAUUAUCAGCACCUGCUUAUUUUCUUUGUGCAUUUCUCUCUGUGGUCUACAAGUCCUCCCUGUUAAGAAUUGUCAUUGUAACCAUCAGUUAGUCCUGUUACUGCGUCAAACAGUUUUCCAGAAUCAAGUGUCAAGGUCUUUAUGUUAAAGCACCAAAAAGUAAAGUGUCUUAUUUGAACGUAUUGACACUCAUUCAGGUUUUUUUUAAACAAUUCUUUUCUUGCUUGAAAUAUACAAACUCGUCAAGACUCAAAAUGAAAGUACAUCUUAUGAAUAUAGACGUAUACGUAGUCCUGCAAACUUCAAACCUUUCAAACCUACAUACUGAGGUCAGUCUUAGAUUUUAUUAUUUGUGAAUAAUAUUUUAAUGUCGACUUUUCUGUGUAACAAGCUUAAUUGUUUUCCGUUUCAUGGUGCAGCUGUUGGUUUAACACUGAACUACACUCAGAUGUUUCUGAUUUUGAUUUUACACAACCGAAUGUUUCUUUUUCACCACAGUCUGCCUAAUGUGAUGACUCACAAACAUUAUUUGUGUGUUCAUGUGUGUUUUGAAAGAUAAGUCUGGUGUUGUUCUCUGUUUUUCUGAUUGUCAGCAAAUCUCAUGUGCAGAGCGAAACCAACAAUGUGCAACAAACACACUGUCGGUACUUUCUGCCUUCUUUACUCCGUCUGUGGCUGAAGUGGUUGUUGGUUUCCAACUCUGUGUUUGUGACCUCUCAUCACAGGUCAUUGUCUGCAAUCAAAAAGCUAUUUUGACUUCUCAGACUGUUUGAUUUUUAAGACCUUUUAGAGGUCUGGACAGAUAAAAGUAUCUAGUGUUUCAAAAGAAAAGAGCAAAAAUGAGACUAAAAGACUUCAAAUCAUCCUUUGACCUGUCAGAUUCAUCAUGGGAACCCUUGGGCGCUCUCUAGCCUCAGACUGGAAACUACCGAGUUAUUCAUUAGACAUGUUAGUGGCAUAAGAAAAUUAUACAUUAGGAUAUUUUGGUUACGUUUUAUUUUACAAGUCAGUGUUUCCUCAAUUAUUUCUUAGUACCUUUGCUGAAAAUAAAUAAGUAAUAACUGUAAUUUGGCACCUAUUAUUAUAGGGAAAAGGCUUCAGACACAGUGUUCAACUGCUGCACUUUCAGUUGAAUUAAUACCUAUUAAUUGCUGAUAUAACCUGAAGACUCUUUGAGUCAGUGCACGGCAGGUCAACUGAAUUUGCAAAUAUAAAUGUGUCUACAGGAAGGCAAACAAUUCAACAUACGUGAGGAAAAGUUUCCUAUAAUAAUUUUUUUUUUGUGUUUCAAUUAAGCUUUUUUUAAAAUCUGGAAAUCAGGAACUUCUUAUUAACUCAAACAAACAAACAGUCUCAAAACUUUGUCUCGAGUUUCCGUAGGGUUGGUACCAGAUUACAUAGCUUUUUUCAGGAAAUCUAUCAGAAAAUAAUUAGAAAAUUAUGGACCAUAUUUUCUUGUUUUGCCUUUGCUCACUCACUCACUGUCUCUCACUGAAAACACUACAGUAGCCUGUAUAAGGUCCAAGCUCUGGAUUACGAUGUCCUUUCUGUAUUUAUGUGAAUGUGAUGUAAAUCAUUUCUUGAAAAAUUAUUUUUAAACAUGAACAAAUGUUAAAGAAUCUGCUGAAUUCUUUUUUUUUUUUUGUCGUCCUUGAUGUGCCUGGAGCGCUGCUGUCCUGCUGAAAUAUGAAACACACUUACUCUGUGGUGCAAUAUAUCACGUUAAAGGAAGGAAUAUUAAUGUAGUCAAAUCUCAUUUAGUAUUUAAUCUGUCACAGAUGUAGGAUUACUUGCAGGUUUUCCAUAUUUCUCAGUACAGUGUGAUUGCUUAAAACUUGUUGUGGACCAUACUGUAAUUAAAUAAU